AUGUUCCAUCGCUACAUAUGUUUACUAGUAAUUAUUUCCUCAAGCUUUAGCCAUGGAUGGGAGUUGGACAAGCCGUUUAUAGGAGACUUCACUUAUUAUGAUUACAAGGUUUAUGGUGCUUGUAACAUGUGGAUUAACGCAGAAACCGAAUUGUUGGCUUCUAUUAGCUAUAAACUAUGGGGCCCUCAUGCAGAUCCAAUUGAUUAUCUACUCUGCCGUAAUAUCUGUCUUAAAGUUCAGUACAAAGGCAGAACUAUCAUAGUCCACGUUAAAGACAAAUGCCUAAGUUGCCCUGCAAACAAAGUUAAUCUAUCAAAACGUGCGUUUGCGCGUCUUGAAAAUUUGGCAGUAGGGCAUGGGUAUGAUGCUGUAUUUACAUUUGUCCUUUGCUGAUGGUGGUGAUAUUUUUUGAAUGAGAGAUUAAAGUUAAAAGAUGGUGAAUAUGUGAAGAAUAAAAGCUAACAUAAUUAAAGAUAAAAAUAAAUGUGUUAAAUAAAAAUAUGAAUGUGUUAAAUAAAAUAAA
This is a messenger RNA of Meloidogyne enterolobii, 523 nucleotides long. The record is from the annotation of a GenBank genome assembly. NCBI's taxonomy places the organism in Eukaryota, Metazoa, Nematoda, Chromadorea, Rhabditida, Meloidogynidae.